This is a messenger RNA of Daucus carota subsp. sativus, 1958 nucleotides long. RefSeq lists its product as uncharacterized. The record is from RefSeq and is a predicted model, not a curated record. Lineage: Eukaryota; Viridiplantae; Streptophyta; Magnoliopsida; Apiales; Apiaceae. Gene Ontology annotation, cellular component: Cul4-RING E3 ubiquitin ligase complex; cytoplasm. Bases 215 to 1654 code for a protein of 479 amino acids. The transcript is spliced from 6 exons. Gene Ontology annotation, molecular function: protein binding.
AAUAAAGUGUGUUAAAAAUAUAUGAAAAGGCUAAAUGUUUGUAGAAGCAGGUAGAAACAUACAAGUGACACCUCACAUGGUUUGAUUGUGCUGUUCCUCCACCAGAUAAUGCCACGUCUUGCUCCCCACCGUAGUAUAUUCAAUACGCGACUCCAUUUGCUUCAGCUCUGAACCGAUCGCUUUAGUUUCCCCCAAAUUGAAGUAUUACAUAACAAUGGAAACAAUUCGCGGAGAUAGGGAACAUGGGCUUUUACAUUAUUCUAGCCGUGAAACUGGAUUUCUUCACCCCCGGAACUUCGCUCGCCGUAUCUACUCUUCUCAGGCUAUUGUGAAGCGAAUUGGUCUAUACGGGAAGUUAGAAGGUCAUGAGGGCUGUGUAAAUGCGAUUGAGUUCAACUUUAGUGGUGACCACCUUGUGUCGGGAUCUGAUGACCGACAAGUUAAGUUCUGGAAUUGGGCAACUAAAACUUUAUCUCUUUCUUAUUCAUCUGGUCACAUAGACAACAUUUUCCAGACCAAGAUUAUGCCAUUUACCGAGGACAGGAAAAUUGUUACUUCUGCUGCUGAUGGCCAGGUCAGACUUGGUGAGGUGUUGGAGAAUGGCUGUGUGGAAACAAAAAGGAUAGGUAAGCACCGAGGCCGUGUGCACAAUCUUGCUGUGGAGCCAGGAAGUCCUCAUACAUUCUAUAGCUGCGCGGAGGAUGGUUUUGUUCAACAUUUUGAUUUGAGAAGUAAUCGUGCGACAAAGCUUUUUUGUUGCUCCUCCUUGACGGAGAACAAUCAGCAGUCAUUGGGAAACAUCAGGUUGAACGCCAUUGUCAUCGAUCCCAGAAAUCCUAACUUUUUUGCCCUAGGAGGGUCCGAUGAAUAUGCACGUGUCUAUGACAUCAGGAGAUACCAGCUGGAUGCAUCAAGUAAUGUAGACAGACCCGUUGAUACGUUUUGUCCAGGUCACCUAAUUAAAAGUCAUCAAGUUCACAUCACGGCAUUGUCUUACUCCAGCAGCAGUGAACUCUUAAUUUCUUACAUGGACGAGCUUAUCUAUUUAUUUAAGAAGAAUAUGGGGUUAGGUCCUAGUCCAUUGUCUGUCGAAAGUCAACAGUUGCAGAGCCUUGAAAAACCAGAGAUGUAUUCGGGUCAUAGGAACUCACAAACAAUAAAAGGAGUGAGUUUCUUUGGUCCCAAUGAUGAGUAUGUUAUGAGUGGAUCUGACUGUGGUCGUAUAUAUAUCUGGAAGAAAAAAGGAGCUGAACUUGUCCGUGUAAUGAUAGGUGAUAGACACAUUGUAAAUCAACUGGAGUCCCAUCCCUCUAUCCCUGUUAUUGCUACUUGUGGAAUUGAAAAGACUGUAAAGCUUUGGGCUCCAUCAUCAAAAGAAUUUCCUCCUCUGCCUCACGAUCUCGAAGAGAUUUUGGAGUCUAAUAGGCAAAGCCGAGAACAUAAUUCACGGGUCACACUUUCCCCGGAUGUAAUAAUGCAUGUUUUGCGGCUGCACAGGAGGCAAGCAUUGGCUUAUAUUGAGAGAAGAUAUACCAGAGCUGAUGUUGAGAGUGAUGAAGAGGACAUUGAGGCUUUGUUUGGCUUUCCAGGUGGUGAUGCUUCUCCGGAAGAUGGUGGUGCUACUGGGGACUCCACAGACUGCAACAUAAGUUAGACUUGAGUAUCUUUGCAAGCAGUACCUUAAAGUUUUCCAGGAUAUGUGACAUUCCUGUGGUAAGCACACAGCCUAUAACAAAUGCUGUGAAGGAAGUUGGGAGAUUUGUGGCCAUGUAUAAUGUAAAUAGUUUAGAUCCUGGUCUGAAGUGAGCUUGGUCGGUUCAAUACCAGUCCAAUACACCGGAUAUUACUUAUUUGGUUGAUUUAUUUUUUCUUUGUACCUCUAUCUUCAAGUAGUCAUAGACUUUUGUAGUUCUUAUAUUUUGAAAUAAAUGUAGUUAGAUAUUUUCAGUUAUAAAUUU